Molecule: messenger RNA, 1503 nt
Organism: Monoraphidium neglectum
Lineage: Eukaryota; Viridiplantae; Chlorophyta; Chlorophyceae; Sphaeropleales; Selenastraceae
Exons: 4
Coding region: 1-1503 (500 amino acids)
Source: RefSeq, a predicted model, not a curated record
AUGAGCACCGCACUGCAACGGCAAUUCAUUGAGGUGCCUGAGGGGCAUGUGCUGGAGCAGGUCGGUCCGGGGCUAUUCGCGUUGCGCUCUACGGGCGGACCUGUGCUUGGCGCGGGAGCUUCGCUGCCACUGCCGCAGCCGCAGCAGCCGCAGCCGCAGCAGCAGCAGCAGCAGCAGCAGCAACAGCAGCCCAUCCUCUGGCAGCAGCCGCAGCACCAAAACUUCCUUCCACCGCAGCAGCCGGGCGCCGUUGAAGUGUCGCUGCCCUACCAGGAGCAACAACAGCAGCAACCGCAAGUGCAGCAGCAGUAUUACCAACAACAUCAGCAACCUGAGCUGCAAGAGCAGCAGUAUCAGCAAUUGCAGCAGGGGUACCAGCAGUAUGAGCAGUAUCAGUACCAACAAGAGCCAGUGCUGCAGGCAACGCAGCAACAGGCUCCCUUCCAGCAGCAGCAGCUGCAGCAGCAGGAGCAGCCGCUGCAGGAGUACCAGCUGCCACUGCCACUGCAGUUCCAGCAGGUGCUGCAGCAGCAGCUCAUGCACAUGCAGCCACAGCAGCAGCCGCUGGAGCCGCUGCAGCCGCUGGAGCCGCUGCAGCCGCUGCAGCCGCAGCAGCAUCCCGCAGGACUGGCGAUGGAUGCAGCGGCGCCGAAAGUCGCAAAGAAGAAGCCGCCUUCCGUCAUUUUCAGGCACGGUACCUUUCCUGUUCGGGAGCGUCAGAAGGGGCUGAUAAGCGAGCUGGAGGGCCAGGUGGUGACGAAGCUGGAGGAGCUGCGGCUGCUGAGUCAGCAGAACAAGGCGCUGCGCCACAAGACCAGCGUGCUGGAGCGCGCUGUGGAGGGCACCGAGGAGCAGAUCGACCUGCUGAGAUCGCUGGGGUCAGAGCUGGCGGCCACGUCCACACGCCAGACUCCCUGCAGCUCAGGCGGCGGUGGCGCGACCGUCAGCACGCAGACGAGCCUCUCAAGCGGCGCCCCUGCCAGCGACGACCCCGCAGUCAACGCCAAUACCGCACAAGGCGGCGGCGCCCAGGCCGCAGCGGGGCCCGACCCCGCGCCCGUGCCUGCGCCCGCGCCCGCGCCCGCGCCCGCGCCCGCUACCGUGCCGCCGCAGGGCUGCGAGGCGCCGGCCUGGUGGAAGGUCGAGCAUGCGGCCGACCCCGUGGCGUAUCUCAGCGGCAUGCGGAUGGAGGAUGUGAUAGAGCUCGUGACCGAGCUUGUUCAGAUCGCCGCACGGGAGCUGCUCACACUGGAAAGGGAGGAGGCGUCGGCAGCCGCGGCCCCGGCCACCCCUAGCGGCGGCGGCGGCGGCGGCGGCGACAGCAGCAUUGCGGCGGGCGGGGGCUGGGCGGUCGGGCGUGGGGAUCCCGGCAGCCCCAUGAUGCUCUGGGGCAGCGAGAGGCUGCCGGAGGGGUACGCACCCGACAGCGCCGCGGCGAGGGUGUACCUAGCGGCGGGCGAGCAGCAAGCAGCGGGUGAGAAGCUGGCUCAACUCUCGUUCUGA